ACUCUUUGCACACCAAUUACCAUCUUCUCCAUUCCUUCCCCAAAAUGCUGAGGCCAAUGGUGGCCUUCAUUGCCUUGGUUCUUGCUCUCUACUUAUUCGUACCACAUGUGCUCGGAGCUGUCACGUGCGAGAGGCUGGACCGAAGCACGUGUGCAUUCGCCGUGUCGUCCGCUGGCACACGGUGCGUGCUGGAGAAGCGUGUGAGGAGAGGAGGACAGGAGGAGUACACGUGUCGAGCAUCGAGGGUCGAGGCGGACGGAUUGAAGGACCACGUCGAGACGGAUGAGUGCCUCAAGGCCUGCGGUCUCGUCCGUGGUUCCCUGGGGAUCUCUUCAGAUUCUUUGCUGGAUUCUCGCUUCACUCAGAAGCUGUGCUCGGCCCGGUGUUACAAUGGCUGCCCCAACAUCGUCAAUCUCUACUUCAAUCUAGCCGCUGGGGAAGGUGUCUUUCUUCCCAAAUUAUGUAAAACGCACCGGGCAAGCAAGCGGAGGGCCAUGGCUGAGAUUCGAAGCUCUGGUGGGGUGAUGCCAACUUAUGGACCAGAGGCUGCAACAUCUGCAAAGUUUUUAGCAUAUGCUCCAACUCAAUCCUCUGAAAUUCUUGUCUCCAGCUCUGCAGAGGCACCUUCAACGGUCUAAUUUGCCUUCAUAAAGGAUUCUAUAUCCAAUGUAGUGUUCUAUAGAUGUCUUUGUAAUAAGGUCGCUUGUUGACCACCAUAAAUAGUUAAGAAGUAAAGAGUAUAGACUGCAAAAGGUGUGCAUUUGAAUUUGAUAUUAGUGGUAUUGUAAGGCUUCCAUCAGAGACCUAUAAGUAGUGUCUUAUUGUUACUUCACCCAAGGGUUAGAGAUUGGGCAUACAAAAGAUGCCUCACAUAUGAUGGGUGGUCUCUUUCUAUAUAAAUCAGAAUCCUUGACUCA
Messenger RNA from Elaeis guineensis (African oil palm), 917 nucleotides. RefSeq lists its product as uncharacterized. Lineage: Eukaryota; Viridiplantae; Streptophyta; Magnoliopsida; Arecales; Arecaceae. The record is from RefSeq and is a predicted model, not a curated record.